Misgurnus anguillicaudatus (oriental weatherfish) is the source of this 1130-nucleotide messenger RNA. It is a transcript of the gene timm22, whose product is annotated as translocase of inner mitochondrial membrane 22 homolog (yeast). Gene Ontology annotation, cellular component: TIM22 mitochondrial import inner membrane insertion complex. Gene Ontology annotation, biological process: protein insertion into mitochondrial inner membrane. Lineage: Eukaryota; Metazoa; Chordata; Actinopteri; Cypriniformes; Cobitidae. The record is from RefSeq and is a predicted model, not a curated record. Gene Ontology annotation, molecular function: transmembrane protein transporter activity.
AAAACUAAAUUGAAGGAAUAUACGUGGGACUUAAAUCGACCAUUGACUGUCUAUGUGACAGUGACAAUAUCAUCCGGUUGACCGCGGUCAUCGCCAGCUCUCUCCCGCUCGAAACAUGAAAACGGCCGCUGAUAAAAGUGCGGUUGACGUUCGUUACGCAUUUGCAGCACGAUUCAAACAUGGCUGCGCCCACAGAGAGCAAGGAUGCAGCUUUUACAGUCUCUAAUGGUCAGUCAACAGCUGAAAAUGCUUCACUACAGUAUAGUCUUAUUUUGGAUCACCUCAUCGGUGACAAAAGGAAAAUUAAAGACUUAAAUCCGACGGUUAUGGGGGCUUUGCCGAGUCCACAGAAAACGGAUGAGCAGAAGAUGAUCGAGAGGGGAAUGGAGAGCUGCGCUUUUAAAUCCCUUAUCGCAUGUGUCGGAGGGUUUGUGUUGGGAGGUGCUUUUGGGGUCUUCACAGCCGGCAUCGACUCCAACGUUGGUCUCGAUCCCAAAGACCCCCUAAAAACCCCCACAGCGAGGGAAGUUUUGAGAGACAUGGGGCAGAGAGGAAUGUCAUAUGCAAAAAACUUUGCCAUUGUGGGUGCGAUGUUUUCAUGCACAGAGUGUAUCAUUGAAUCACAUCGUGGAAAAUCUGAUUGGAAAAAUGCAGUUUACAGUGGCUGUAUUACAGGAGGUGCAAUUGGAUUCAGAGCUGGUCUUAAGGCUGGAGUUCUGGGCUGUGGAGGGUUUGCUGCCUUUUCUGCUGCUAUUGAGUAUUACCUCCGAUGAGCAUCACCUUUAGGACUAUUAUUGUGUACCGUGUCCAUUUCCUUACGGUGUGUUUGAAACACAACACGGAGAACAUUUUCAGUGCAAUCUUCUGUCCUACUGAUCAGUGCUAUAAGUCUCACCAGAAGAGGACUAGAAUGCUCUGUUGUCCGAGUGGACCAAUAUGAUUACAAACCUGAGGAGAAGUUUUGUGCAUAGGUUUUAUGGAGGAUGUGCAGACCUUGUCUUAAAAGAUUAUUGAAGCAUCUGCCCAUUGGCUAGACAACAAACCAUCUGAUGCACAUCACCCUUGAUGACAUCUCUGGCCAAUAUUUAAAUGUUUUGACCUGAUGUUUAAUGAAGUAUGAGUCAAUCUUC